This is a messenger RNA of Cyprinus carpio (common carp), 2110 nucleotides long. Its product is annotated as threonylcarbamoyl-AMP synthase. Gene Ontology annotation, cellular component: cytoplasm. Gene Ontology annotation, biological process: regulation of translational fidelity. The record is from RefSeq and is a predicted model, not a curated record. NCBI's taxonomy places the organism in Eukaryota, Metazoa, Chordata, Actinopteri, Cypriniformes, Cyprinidae. Gene Ontology annotation, molecular function: tRNA binding; double-stranded RNA binding; nucleotidyltransferase activity.
UGUAUUUUCUGUGAUGAAGGGACUUUUAUUUUGAAGUGGAGUCAAACGUGGCUUCCUGGUUGAUGAAAGCGUGCUGUCUGAUUUCAGUGCGGCGAGCUGUCGAUGGAGCUCUGCAGUUUACGGUCGGCAUACGUUUCAAUAUUUACUCGUUCACACUAAACGGGUCGUUUAGUAGCGUCAGCAUGUGUAAAGAGCUGAAGACGAGAGUCCUGCGGCUAUCAGCGCAGCAGCAGGAGUGGACGGAGGUCCUGAGCGCCACAGUCAAGGCUCUGAAGGCGGGGCAGCUUGUGGCCGUCCCCACCGACACCAUCUACGGUCUGGCCUGUGUGGCUCAGGACUCCGCGGCCGUCAGGAGAGUUUAUGAUCUCAAAGGAAGGAAUGGAGACAAACCUCUCGCCAUCUGUGUCGGAGAAAUCCAGGACAUCUACAGGUACUGUACGGUGUCUGUGAAGGAGGAGCUGCUCCGAGAUCUGCUGCCUGGACCUGUGACACUAGUUCUGGAAAGAUCCACCGCGCUGAACGGAGACCUCAAUCCUUUUACCAAGCUCAUAGGGGUUCGUGUUCCAGACCAUCCGUUCAUGAGGCGUCUCUGUCAGAUGUGCGGCGAGCCGCUUGCUCUCACCAGCGCUAACGUCAGCACACAAACCAGCACGGUUGCUGCUAACGAGUUUGAGGAUCUGUGGCCCAGUCUGGCUGUUGUGGUGGACGGUGGCCCGAUUGGAGAUAAAAGCCGUUUGGGUUCAACAGUUGUGGAUCUGUCUGUGUGCGGCAGAUACCGUAUAAUCAGACCGGGAUGUGCUCUCUCUGCUACAGUUCAGGUACUUGAGGGCAAGUAUGGACUGCUGGAGGAUCCUGCCAACCAAUGAGAUUCAAGCGCAGCACAAACCCGCUGUAGGUCAAAGUCGGCCCAGAGAUCAGUCGGAGCUUCUGAAGUCUGUGCGGUUCUCAGUAAUGAGGGUCUGCUUUUCACCUCUUCUUUUCAGAGAGUUUGGGACUGGUGGUUCUGAUCUGAAUGUGCUUUUGAAAUGAUCUUCUCAGUCUAUUGAAUCCACAAACUCAAUUUAUAAGGUUCUCGUUUUAAAGACGCACAUUUUUCUUACUCAGUCAGACGUUUAGUUUGUAAAGCGUGUGUUUAGAUGUUCUGUACAGUGGAAUAAUUCUCCUGUUGACGUGACCUCCUCACCACUCAGAUGCCUUCGGGGAUACACUGACUAUAAUGCUGGGAAUACUGUUAAACUUGGUUGAGUUGAUUGCUUUGUUACAGUACAGUAAGAGUUUAGACUCAUUGAUUUUGUUUUGUUAAUUGGGAUUUUAUUUAUUGCAGUUUUAAACGUGUGUUUUCAGGGGUCACUUGCUCUCUGGAAGAGCGUCAGUCUUUUUAUAAAAUUAAAACAAUCUGAAUCUGAGGUCAAGCAUUGUGGACCAAAGCAGAGUAAAUCAUCUUACAUGCAGAUGUUAUGCAAUGGUCCCACUCAUUUGUAUUUGCAGUGAAAACAUUAUGUCCCUGUUGGCCUUCCGUUUUAUUUCAUACAGUUAGUAAUGCUUCUGAAUGCGUGGCUGUAAAUGGGGUUGAGCUAUGUUUCUGUUCUUCUGAGACAUGUUGACAUGGAGCAGCAGUCUAGGGAGAGUGACUGGCUGUUUGUUUACUAGCUGUGACUGUGUUCAAGGGCGAUAGAUGCAGCGUCUCUAAUCAAAAUGAAGAUGAUAACUCUGUUAUUUGACAUGGAAUCAAUGAAUCGUGGCCGGUGGUGAGCGACUCAUUUUAAUAAUGGCAUUGGUAACUAAAUAUUAAAACACUUUAAAUAUGGGGGAAUUGUAAACGUGUGAUUUGGGAAAAGCAACAUGGAAUUAAAUCAAAUAAAAACUUCAAAACAUUAUGGAAAUUUUCUAGUGAAAUAUGGAAUACUUUAAUCCUAAAACAUUUUUUGGCACGUUGCACUAAUAUUCUUUGUGAAUGCUUCCCUUUUGGAUUAAUUUUGGAGAAAUAAACAAUCGUAAGCAAUUAGUUUUCCUUUCUCAAUUUAUGCUUUCCUUAUUCAAGACAGUAAAGAAUGUUAAUGUAUAUAUAAAAUAAAUGCUUAUUCAUAUCUAAUAAAAUGUAUGACCGUUA